AGUGCACGGCAGCUUAGAAGCACCUCGUUUUACAGCCGGGCAGGCGUAUAAAUAGCCGGGCUGUGCUUUGUGUGCAGCUGGUGCUUUGCUGGGUUUGGCCAGAAGAGGGUAGGGUUGGGAAAGGAGCUCGCAGCCCUAUUGUGUUGGGAAACAGCAACGGGAAAACAAGCCCAAGUUUCUCCUCUGCACACUUGCGCCGGCUGGGUGCGAGAGUCAGCAGACAAACUCUGGAAGACCUUAAAGUAAAAAGAGAGCGGAAAGAGGGAACCCAAUUAAAAAGCAGCUUUCUAGGGAAGCCUGUGGCUCCGAAGAGGGAAACAGCAACAGUUUUCUGUGGGCUCACCCCGCCGAUGGUCUCCCCGAGAACUGUCAGUCACUUUGCAUUAAUCAGAGCACAGGAUUUAUUUCUCGGCCGUGACUUCCAACCUGUGAAUAAAUAGCACUUUAGAGAGAGAAUGGGACCUGAAAAGACUCUCGAGCACUGAGCAGAGGGGUGAGUUUUGCUGAAUGGUUUCUUCUCUUUCAAAUCUGCUGGAGCUUUCUAACCUCCUGCUUUCAGGCACGGCAGCCCGAUGACUUGUCUUUUCACCGCAGCUUGUUGCAUACCUCACCAGGCUUUCGUGACAGCAGGUUUGUUUCUCUAGCCUUUCCCACCACGACUCCAGGUCAGCCUGGUAACGUUUGCAACAGAGCUGACCUGGUGCCGAUCUGCUUUCAUGAGAAAUUAAACCCACAAAGCUUUGAAACCAAACAGCGGGCUAAAAAUAAGAUAAAAAUCCAAUACAAUUAAAAUGGCAGGUGACUCUCGGUUUCCAGAUGUGGACACUGACGUCUCAGAAAGGAAUGAAGAGACGGAGAUUGUAGUCAAUGUCGGUGGGGUGAGGCAGGUGUUCUACGGAGAUAACCUGAAUCAGUACCCAGAAACGCGGCUGGCAGAGCUGAUCAACUGCUUAUCGGGGGGAUACGACAGCAUAUUCUCCCUCUGCGAUGACUACGAUCCCGGAAAGAGGGAGUUUUACUUUGACAGAGAUCCAGAUGCUUUCAAAUGCAUUAUCGACGUGUACUACUUUGGGGAAAUUCACAUGAAGAAAGGAAUAUGCCCCAUCUGCUUCAAGAACGAGAUGGAGUUUUGGAAAGUGGAUCUGAAAUUUUUGGAUGACUGCUGCAAAACCCAUCUGAGUGAAAAAAAGGAGGAACUGGAGGAAAUAGCCCGAAGAGUGCAACUGAUUCUGGAUGACUUGGGAGUAGAUGCCUCCGAAAGUCGCUGGAAAAGAUGUCAAAAAUACAUCUGGAAAUUCUUGGAGAAGCCAGAGUCGUCCUACCCGGCUCGAGUGAUUGCUGUUCUGUCCUUUCUGUUUAUUUUGAUCUCCUCCGUCGUGAUGUGCGUGGGGACCAUCCCAGACAUGCAGGUCACAGAUGCAGAGGGGAAUCGCGUGGAGCACCCGACCCUGGACAGCAUAGAGACAGCCUGUAUAGGCUGGUUUACCAUGGAGUACGUGCUGAGGCUCAUCGCCUCGCCAAAUAAACUCCACUUCGCUCUGUCCUUCAUGAACAUAGUCGAUGUGCUGGCAAUACUCCCUUUCUAUGUCAGCCUCACCUUGACCCACCUGGGAGCCAAGCUGAUGGAGCUGAGCAACGUCCAGCAGGCUGUCCAGGCGCUGCGCAUCAUGAGGAUCGCGAGGAUUUUCAAGCUUGCACGGCACUCCUCGGGGCUCCAGACCCUGACCUAUGCUCUGAAACGCAGCUUUAAGGAGCUAGGACUGCUCCUCAUGUACUUGGCUGUCGGGAUCUUUGUCUUUUCUGCCCUGGGUUAUACCAUGGAGCAAAGUCAUCCCGAAACCUUAUUUAAAAGCAUCCCUCAGUCAUUUUGGUGGGCAAUCAUUACCAUGACCACGGUUGGAUACGGAGACAUAUACCCUAAAACAACACUAGGGAAACUGAAUGCUGCCAUCAGUUUUCUUUGUGGGGUGAUAGCCAUUGCCCUUCCCAUCCACCCCAUCAUUAACAACUUUGUCAGGUAUUACAACAAACAGAGGGUUUUAGAAACAGCUGCCAAGCACGAGUUGGAGCUGAUGGAGCUAAACUCGGCCGAGGGGAAAGCCGCAAGCUCCAAAAGCGAAUUUGAGGGUCUUGUGAGGGAGGGCAAGGAGGGUCCCUUUUAUAGCAGCCGGCUAAAAGUCUCCCACAGUGACACCUUUAUUCAUCUCCUGUCAGAAGACAAACACUAUAGGACCAGGCUUCAAAGCUGCAAAUAAACUGUGAGCUGUUGUCAGCGCUAAGCUCUGGACGGGGACAACCUGACGAUCAGCUACGGAAAGGACGCGAGGGAUCUGUCAGAGUUGGGAGGGAGCACUGCUUUGCUUUUCCAACGUGAACGCAAAUUAACCCCUGGUACCUCCAUCAGCAGUUGGUAAGACUUUGCUGUUAUUACCCCAAAUAAAAUAGUAGGGCUCCAUUGGAAUCAGGCUGCUUUAUGAUGAAUGCAUUCUGACAAAAACCAUUUGUAACCAUUUUAGAGACUGAAAAGUCCUUCCUGGCCGGUAAAUAUUCAAUGAUCUGAAUGUGCAGCAUUGCCAAACCAGAACUCUGUACCUAUAACAAUAAAGAACAUCACACCGAGCGUGUC
Messenger RNA from Anas platyrhynchos (mallard), 2626 nucleotides. It is a transcript of the gene KCNF1, whose product is annotated as potassium voltage-gated channel modifier subfamily F member 1. Lineage: Eukaryota; Metazoa; Chordata; Aves; Anseriformes; Anatidae. The record is from RefSeq and is a predicted model, not a curated record. Gene Ontology annotation, biological process: action potential; protein homooligomerization; potassium ion transmembrane transport. Gene Ontology annotation, molecular function: voltage-gated potassium channel activity. Gene Ontology annotation, cellular component: voltage-gated potassium channel complex; membrane.